AUGGCAGAUCCGCAAUCACCACCCCUCCGACGUCCACAAAGACGGCGAUUUUUCCUCGUCAAAACGUCAGGGGGGGAAACCGGGAUAUAUGUCGAUCAACGAUCUACCAGUACGAAUGCUUCCUCCCCUUAUGGACUUGUCACUGCCCUACUCGCUCAAUCGCCGGAUGAUUGCACUCAUACAGGAGGUGGAUGUGCCGUGCUCGUCGAAACCCUUACUGCGUGCUCCUCAGGUGAUGAUACGUGCGCUUGUGCUAUCAGCCUCGCAGCCCAAGUUUGUACACAAUGCGACAAUACCAAAGAUGCCAUCACCAUAUACGAUAAUUAUCUUCAAGCAUGCGUCGACAGCGGAUUAGCAAAUCCUUCGGGAACUUUGACCGUCUCACUCCCCGGUGCCAGUUCCAACGCUGGUAAUCCGAGUGGUUCGUCGGCUGGGAGUAGUUCCAGUGGAGUUGGAGGUGUUUCGAGCGUUGUCAACAAUUCGAGUAUGUCGACUAACGCCCCUUCCUCAAGUCUAUCAAGUGCGACAGGUCCUCCAAUCAAUCUGGCGAUACCUUCCACUCCCAGCACCAGUCUCAUGACCAUCACUUCUACCAUGUCGGCAUCUUCCAGUGCAUUCCAGGAUCCCUCGAUUUUGGCAGCGGGUAACUUGACCGGGAACUCGAGCUCUAGUUCGGUGGCCUUGGAUGUGGAAGCAACAUUCCAAUCUGUCGGACCUUCUACCACUAGCUCCCUCACGUCUUCCAGUUCUUCGAGUUCAUCACUUUCCCCUUCCUCGUCUGAUACUUCAAGCUUAGUCACUUCGACCAAUGUAAAUUCUUCGGCUUUGGAAGCUGCCAUGUCAUUCUUUGACUCUACUAUUCCUCCCAACUGUUCGUGUGACCCUUGGCAAAGUCAAUCUAAGUCAUGCAGCGACGAUUCGUGUAUAUGUACUUCUUCCAUCCUGGCGAGUGCCAGAACGUGUAGUGAAUGUGUGCAAUCGGCUGGUGCAGCACCAGGACAGAUGAGGUUUUAUUCUGCAUUCACCAAUAAUUGCACAAUUGAGUUCCCCAAUCUAUCAAAUGUACCAGGUCCAUCCUCUUCACUAUCAGCCGCACUCGGAUUCCAAACGUCAAAUUCAAAUUCCACCAACUCAACCUCCUCACUGUCCAGCUCGAUCUCAUCUCCGAGUAACGCUUCGUCGACACCUGCAAGAGCAGAUGCGGCCAUGGCGGCCACUACGAAGAGCUCUAGCUCUGCUCCUCAACUUGUCAGGCGGGAGGGACUGGUGGGAGUUGUGGUCAUCCUGGCCAGUAUAGCUGGGAUGGGAAUCAUUUUGUAG
Molecule: messenger RNA, 1320 nt
Organism: Tremella mesenterica DSM 1558
Lineage: Eukaryota; Fungi; Basidiomycota; Tremellomycetes; Tremellales; Tremellaceae
Exons: 5
Coding region: 1-1320 (439 amino acids)
Source: RefSeq, a predicted model, not a curated record